This is a messenger RNA of Bursaphelenchus xylophilus (pine wood nematode), 15202 nucleotides long. Lineage: Eukaryota; Metazoa; Nematoda; Chromadorea; Rhabditida; Aphelenchoididae. The record is from the annotation of a GenBank genome assembly.
AUGGCUAGAUGUGAGAACUGCUGGAGUCCGAUCAAUAUCAGCCAGAACGUGCCGUUGGUAAGGACAAGGCCUUGUUUAUUGUCGCAUUGCAACAAGACCGUUGGUUAUUCGUGCUUGAUGUUUUUGUGACGUUGUGAUGGCUACGUUUGAAGCCUGUUUUCUAAGGAAAUACUCGAGGAACCCCUUUCAGAUACUGCUGAAAUUUGACAAAUACAUUUUGUGUAUAGCAUAUGUAAAUUGCUGAAAACUUCGGCUUAAGCCCGUCAGGCACAGAUGAGAUGUAUACUUUUUCUUACAUAAAACCACAAAAAGUGUCGAAUUUUCAACAAUUUUUUUGGUCUAAAAAUCUCCGUUGAUUUUAUAAAACGCACGUUGGAAAUCUUGCAUUUUUUGAUACUUAUAUUUUUUUGCUUUCACCAAACUUCUGGAGAUAAAAUCCAUAGCUUAUUGCUAUGCAUCACAGUCAUCACAGUUUACACCAUUGAUGUUUUGUUUAGGAUGUGGCGGUUCCCAUCUACGGCUUUGUCCUUCCACUGGUCGUGUCAAUUACAGUUGUCACGAACACUUUUAUCAUCACCAUUUUAUCACAAAAACAUCUUCGAACUCCAACGAAUUUCGUCCUCUUAUCAAUGGCGGCAACUGAUCUUUUAACAGGUGACUAAUGCUUCCGUUUAACUCGGGCAUAUCAAUUUAUACAGAUACAUCAAGAAAUAAUGAAAAAAAGCUUGAAAAAAUAUUUCAAAAAAUUUGCGAAUAACUUACAAUUAUUUAGGUCUAACCUCGAUUCCCUGGUUUAUAUUCUACUACACUUUGGAAGGAUAUAAGAUCGAUGAAAAGGAAGGGUUGCCGGCCAUUUGGUGUAGGAUCUACCCGUAUUUGUCACAGUUAUUGCCGGCGUUCUGGCAUACGAUGGGUAAGCAUGUGAUUGGCAGGAGAUAUGCUCGGGGGCUUGAAGCUGAUAUUUUGAAAAACAUAACACAAACACACACUUCAGUACUUUUUUUAAGAUAUGUGUAAAAUCCUGAGACUACACUGUGCAGAAAAGCCUGAAAUUUUUAAUUUGAAAGUUUGUCAAAAUUAGACAUUUUUUAAGCGGGUGAAUGCAUGGAAAAUUUAGCAAUUUUUCUGCAAGAAAACCUUUACUUUUAUUACAGUCUGACCAUAGCACUUCGAGCACCUCUUGUGCAUUUUUUUUAAAGAUUGUAAUCUAAAUUAUCAAUGUAUUUUACAGCAACCAAGCAAAUUUUUAGUCCUUUAUUUACGUUUCUAAUGGCUUUGUGGCCUCCCAACUUUUUAAAAUUUUUUACUAUGGAAUAAAAGAUUGUCAUAAAGUUUCAUGUGCACAUAAUUGUGCCCUCCGUAUUCUAAACUGCUUACAAUUCCAAUUUCAGAAAUCUGGCUCACCGUUUUCCUCGCCAUCCAACGCUAUGUGUACGUCUGUGUUCCCACCUCAAUUCCCCAUUUUUGCACGCCACAACGGACCAAGGCAAUGAUUGUAAUCAUAUUCGUGGUGAGUGGCACUUACCCUUUCAUAAUUAAUAGUUCUCGUUUAUGAUCGAGCUACCGCCUUUAAUGGGGAAAUACACGGACUCGAUUACCUUCAAAGCCCAUCGGAUGUGCGUCAUCAAAUACACGGGCUUUGCGUUGGACGUGCUGGGAGUGGAGCUGUUUUACUCGCUCAUUUAUUGGGUCAAAGCCAUUUUUGUGCAUCUUCUUCCAUGUUUUUUGUUGACGGUAAGUGUUUUAUAGUUGGUGUGAGAUCUUUGAAAUUUUUUGCCUUGUUAAAAUCUUUGGUUUUUACGCAAGUUUUAAACAUUCUGAGAUAAAAAUAAAAAUCUAAAAAAAUAAGUAAGCAAUAGAAAUUUUAGCUUGAUUGCUGUAGUCUGUGAGCUUUAUAAGGUCUUGUUUAUUUUAAAAGUAUCAGAAGUCCCGAUUCCAUGGAUCUUACGCAAGUUUAUAAAAAUUUAUAAAACUUGCGUAAAAGCCAAGCAAAACAUUUUUAUUUAUAAAAAACUUGCGUAAGACUCUAAAUAAACUCCAAACCAUCUUAAACAACAAAAAAAAUAAAAUUUAGAUAUUCACCUACAAGUUGGCUAAAACCCUGAAACAGACCGAAUUACGCAAAAGGAGCUGGUUCCUAAAUACCGAAGAUCAGGAAACUUAUGAUGACAUUCGAAGCCACAGCAAUUCGAAGCGCUCCUUAUAUGCGACGAAUCGGAUGUUAUCGGUGAUUUGCUUGAGUUUCCUGAUCGUUGAGGUAAGAACUUCAAGUGGCCAUGCCCUGGGCAACAAAGUUUUGCAAUUAGAGAAAAAGUUUUUUGUGAAGUUUCAAAAAGUUCAAGGGCCAACGAGCAGCACUAAAUUGGUGCUUGUGGGAGUUAAUAAAAUGGACGGAUAAUCAUGGGGAAUUUGGUAAGCGACCAGAAAACGUUUUUAGAAAUUUUUGGACAAAAAAGUGGCGAUCUUUAUCGAAUUUCUUCAAAAUUCCAACAAAAAAAUCUUUUUUCAACUAUUUUUCAAAAUUCAACACGACUAUAGUUUUGUUAAAAUUUUACAAAAAUCCCAUUAAUCAAAAAAUCCCGGUAUUAAAAAAAUUUUUUUUACUCCAAAAUAUUUUAAAUUUUUUUGCAAAAACUUCAUUUCGAAAAAAUUCAUUUAUUUAAAUUUCAGACGACCUCAUUUACAGUCUAUUUAUACAUCCCAUGACCUCUAGUCCAGGCGAUAAAAUCUCCAAUUUCGUAUGACUGUAAUCAAAACAAAAGUAGUCGCAUUUUCCGCGAAAAGGGCCAUUUCCGGCGGCCCCAAAUGCGAAAUGACCCCAGAAAGUGGGCAUCGAAAUGAAUUUAUUUUAAUUUGGGUUUCAGAUUCCGGCGGCGUUCGUCUUCAUUUCCCAUUAUUUCAUCGCCACCCACAUCCCGCUACACUCCCAGUUGGCGUACCGAUUGCUGAAUGUGACCCUCAUCAUCAGGUAAUCAUGGAAGAUGGGAAAAAAGUCGGGGAAAUUUGGAAAGAUUAUUUCGAAAAAGUUCGAACCACUUCUCGGGCCCAAUGAAAUUGUAAUUGCCUCAGGGGAGUCGGCGAACGCUCCUCGGGAACGUUUUCUCGUGUGAAAAGGAACGUUGCCGUGACUUAUUUUACGAGCCCGAACCGGGCCAAGGUUUCAUUUGGAGUGGUCAAAUUGUGAUUGUAAAAUCAUAGUGAUGACUUAUUGCCCUAGUUUCGUACUUUAUGACAUAAAAAUACAGUAAUCUUUGGGGGCUUUUUACUCAAUUUUAAAGGGUCUUUGAGCUCUAUUUUGACAAAAUUAUGGUGAUAAUUUUGCUGUAAUAGAUCAGUAAAAAUUUUGAUGUUUUCUAACAAGCAAAGUGCUUGAGGUGUGAGGUGAAACUUUAGACUAAAAUUUGCUGAGAUAUAUGCGGCAUUCCCAUGCACUUUGCACAAACAACCAAGAUUUGUCUGUCUAUGUAAAAUUGGCGCAGAGUCGACAUUUUUUGUGCGAAUUUUCCGAUGAAGUUCUCCUUAUUUUUCCACGAGAGGGCAAGUAUAAAAAAACUUAAAAUUUUCCACGCGAACUUCACAAACAUUUACGACCAAAAACGUCUUUUCUCUGACCGCUUUUCAUCCCGCAAAAUCGUUGAAAAUCUUGGCCAUUUGAGUGACAAUUUACAGUCAAAAAAAUGGUUGUUUCCGCAAAGUGCAAACAAGGAAUCUCGUAUAUUCACCGAAUUCUAUCCAUUCUACGUCAACAACUCUUUGAACAUUCCUUUUUUAGGCCUUUAAGAGUGCUUUCUGCCCAGCUCUAUUAACAUAAUUUUUAUGGUAAUACUCGGAAUGUAACGUCGGCAUGAAUUACAAUAAUACAUCUCGCAUUUAUUGAGCCCUGUGCGACCCAAUUUUUAGUCAGCCAUUUUUUUUGUUUUCACUCACCUAGACGCUUGAGAACCUUUCUUUUGUUUUUUCUAUAAAUAUUUUGAAGAAUAUGGGAAAGCACAUCUGUUUGAUCCGCAAAAUCGCACUCAUCCUAUCUCAUAAAACUUGAGAAAUACGCCGAGUCAUCGCAUUUAUCCCAUGAGGCACCUUGCCAAGGUGCAUUUCGCUUUGUUUUGGGGGUGAUUUUAGACGGAAAUCUUAUCAGGGAUAUUUUGGAAGUGCGAAGAUAAGAUUUUUUUAAAUUUUGCACACUCAUUUUGUCUAGGAUACAUAUCAAAUUAUGAAAAUUUUGAUUGCACAUUACAGCAUUAGUAAAGAUAUUCAACGGUCUUUUGCCGACUAGAGAGUGCAAAGAAUGAGGUGAGCAGCCAGAGAAAACUUUUUCGACCAUAUUCAAUUCUCUUUUUCCACCAAAACGAAUGCAGAUUUUAAAUUUUUUAAAGGGAAAAUUUAAGUUAUUUUUGCUUUGAAACCUUCUUGUAGCCGCUAAAAAUGCCGAGUUUUUAAAAAAAAUUCGGGCUUGCAAUUGCCAUCAUAUUUUUGGGAAAUUCCGAGUUACAGUGGGACCUGAUCCAGUGGCAAAAAAAUUACCAUUUUGCAUCCGGAAAGCAGCAAAAAUGUGGCAAAAUGCUUCCCUCUCCAAGUGAAAAAAAACCUUGUUUUGAAAGUCGCGCCUAUUCCCUCACAAAAAAGAGCGCGCGCGCUUUUGAAAUCGAAGUUUUUUCACUUGAAGAAGGAAGCAUUUUGCCACAUUUUUGAUACUUCCCGGAUACAAAAUGGUACGUUUUUUGCCACUGGAUCAGCGCCCCCACUGUUACUUGUGCAAAUCUUGGUUAUUUUUUGUUUAAAUUUUAUUAAAAUUUUCAUAUUUUUACAGCCAAAUUUUUUUGAACCCAGCAUACCUGACAUCAUCAAAAAAUUGCUUACCAAUUGCUUACUAAAUAAAUGCAAAAUUAGUUUUAUUUUUUUUUGCAAUUUUUUGGCUAUAGAUAAUAUGUAUAAAUAUCGUAACUUUUUCACCACGUAUAUAUGUAAUUUCUCCAUUAUUCGCCCAUUUUCCGCAGACGACAUGUAUUAUAAAACUCCCUCUCCAGAGACCUUAUUUUGCCGAUAAUUUCACGUAUUCAGGUAAUUUAUGUUCGUCAUUUGCGUUCAAACGGGCCCUAAAUAUCACUUUGUUUACGAGUAAAAGGUCUGAACAUACCGUAUUUUGGGAAAAUAUUGGUCUGCGAACAUACCCCUAUAGAUAGGCGUUUUUGAAAUCGGAAUUCACGUGUUGGCUCGAACAAUGAAAUUUCGAUGUAAUCUCGGAUUAAAAGGACAUUUGUUUUACCUUUGGCGGCGCUGACGGAAGGUGGAGGAGUAAUAUAUAUGUAUUAUUAUAUGUAUAGUGGUCAAAUCUUUUCUUGGAAUUUUUGGGAUUCUUUUGUAAUUCUUAAGCAAAAGUCUGGGACAAGGUUUUUCCCUAUAGACGAGAUCUAGCUUGCGUUAAUCAGAGAUGAUUUCAGCCGAUAGUUGGCAAAAUUCGACUGUUUUUUUGGGGUUUAAAACAUGAUCACAUGUAAAAUGCCUCUGUAAAAACAUAAAAUAUUUAUUUAUACCAAAAAUUGGCUAUAAAAAGCCUUUUCUUCUUUGGCCUUUGCCUUUGUAAUUUGCGUACUCUCUCGUCGGCAAUGCUCGUUUAAUAUCUCGGCGGGCUCUGACCUCUUUCCUUGUGCAGUGACGGACCGGAUCCAGUGGCAAAAAACAUGCCGUUUUGCAUCCGGGAAGGAUCAAAAAUGUGGCAAAAUACUUCCCUCUCCAAGUGAAAAAACUUCGUUUUGAAGGGCCUUUCCCUCACAAAAAGAGCGGGCGCGCUUUUGAAAUCGGAGUUUUUUCACUUGGAGAGGAAAGCAUUUUGCCACAUUUUUGAUGCUUCCCGGAUGCAAAAUGGUACGUUUUUUGCCACUGGAUCAGGUCCCUCACUGUAGACGAAUAUAGGGGAAUGUUGGAAAUUUCUAAAAAUCACCGUCAUGAUGACUUUCACUGUCAUGAUUACUUUCACUGUGCAAUUUUCGUCUUUUUGCACAGUGCAAUAGGCUUUUUUGAGCUGUCGCUCGCACCCUGAUUUUUUUGCAUAAUGCAAUCUCCAAAGGUCCCACCAGCGACUUUGCGAAUGGGCACGUAACUUCUUCUUUCGUUAGGGAAUCCUCUACAAGACAGUUUGAUUUCUUGCACUCCAAAUUUUCUUUUUUUUCUCCCAAAGAUUUCUCAAAUUUUAACCGAGUUUUUGGCAACAAAACUUGAUUUGUUAACAAAGAGAGACGCAUCUAUUCAUUUUUGCACCCAAAAUCCCAUCAAAAUUUUUUUGCGACGAGCAAAAAGACAAUAUAAAAUAAAAAGAACGUAGGCAUUAUGUCCCCCAAGGACCGGAUCUGCAGACGAGUCAUGUUUUUGGCUGUCAUAUCCACCCAAAACAAGACAUCCUUCCAGAAACCUGCUCAUCGUGCUCACGUCGCCCAUCCAGUUCUCCAUUUACUGUUCCAUGUCCGAGCAAUUCCGGCUCACAGCGCGCCAAUUGUUUUCCUCGAGACUGCUGUUCGUUCCGCAAGCGCAAGCCACCUUCCACGGCGGCAAGCGGUACUCGUUGAUUCUGGUGGACGUGGAGUUGAUCCAGAAGAAGAGGUUCUCGUUUUCGAGGAGGUCAAGGAAUAUUAAGUAAGUCGAGUUUUGAGCAAGUUUUUGAUGACUUUUUAUAAGUUUUUUGAUAGUUAACAGCUAUAGAUUGGCUUAAAAUUUUGCACUUCAAAAUUUUUGUAUACGUCGCAGCAAAUUUUUUAUAUAUAUACGUUAGGGUGUCGAUAAAAAAUUUUACGCCAAAAAAUACACAAAAUCUUGAAAAUAAAUUUUUUGCUAGUUUACUAAUGGUAUUAUUACAAUUAAGGAGCUUUUUCUAUACCGUAAAUAACCAAUUUUGCAUUUUAAUGUUCAAAAAAAUUCAAAUGGUUUUGAGCAAAAAUCAACUUUAAAAAUAUCGAAAAUAGAAAAAGAUUUUUUUUGCUAAACGGUACUUUUUUACAUUGCUUUUCAAACACCUCCAACACAUCAAAUUUUAUGGCAUUUUUUGCUCAAUUUAUGACAUUUUUGUCCAAUUUGCAGCCCAAUAAUCUCUCUCCAGCCACCUCAAAAUCCGAUUUCCUUAUUCUUUGUUUGCAAAACCCGAUAAUCAGAUACUGUAAAUGGACUACUUCGCCCAUCAUGAAUUCCACUGAAACAUAAUUCUUUGGAAUGUGUCACAAAUGUGACAAUUUUAUGACCCCCGGCCUUCAAAAAAAGCCGAAACGCCUCCAACCGAAUGUAUGGGGGAUAGUUUGGGGCCCACUUUUUUGGACAGAUGGGUGAAGUUUGAGGUACAUUCCAUGUUUCACAGAACACUUUGUGGCAAAAGCCGGGAGCUGGGAAUGACGGGCCUGUCCGAAAAAUUAGGGUGAUAAGGCUGGCUUUAGUUAUGAGUUGGCAAAUUAUGUGGAACUGACUUUAGAAGCGCAUUUUGGGGUACGAUAAGUGCUGAUUUUUGUAGCUCAAUAAUUUCGCUUUGAUUCGUUAAGUAACAUGGCACAAUAAAGUAGCUAUGUUAGCCACAUCAGCCCGAUAUUGAACUAGAUAUUAAGCAAAUUUUCCAAAAUUGCCCAAAACGUUCAGAUUUUGACAAAGUUUUGCAGAAAUUUAAUCGACUUUGCUAAAAUUUGUAAGAUAUACUACUAGGUCUAAGGUCCCAAAAAAUCAUUUCUUUUUACUACAAAUUCGAAAAGGCAUGGCCAAAAAACAUUUUUCAUUGACCGUUCUCAACAUUUCUCAUGCUCUCUCUUCGGCAAGGGCCGUUGAAAAUCUCGGCUAAACCUGUAAACCGCGAACUAUUUUUUUUGGAAAAAAAGUCCAUACACAAAAUGGUGUUGUAUUUUUAUUGCACUAACUGUAUAUAUUUACCAACCCUUCUGUUUUCCACCAUUUUUACUCCAUCUUCCCCGUCCUGCACUCCCGCCCCACCCGUUCCAUCCCCUUCUUUUUUUACACCCCAAAUCCCCAGACGACGUGAAACGUUCGUCGCGGAGUUAUAGCCCCGCUCAAUUUACCGCAUGGCCAGCCAUACUUUUUUAUUGUAUCAUGUCAUUGUUCUUCGUUGACCCGGCCCUUCCAAAUUUUAAUUUGUUUUUUCUUCAUUUUCAAGUGGCCACAAUCUCGGCCCUAAGGGCGUCUUGAUGACUUUUUUCGGAAUCUCGGGUUUGUUUGAGCUCGUGUCGGUUUGCAGGCUGAUGACACAGAUCGGUUUGCAAAAAUUUGAGAGUCUGUGAAGGUAAUAAGACAUUUCAAGGUGAAAAUUGACACAUUUUUUUUGCUUUUUUAUUGAGGUUUUUAGACUUGGUUUGCAAUGUAACACUAGGCCAAAAAUUUGCAGAAAAUUGGUUGAUUACCGUAGGAAACGCUUAGAAAUUUCACAUCUAGCCGUUGAUGAAACUCAGUUGAAAUUUAUGUUAAUUUCCUGAGGCAUUUAAAAGAUGUUUAACCUGUGUUUUGAAGGCACACCCAUUUCUUGUGCCAAAGGUUGACCCUGAUUACAUUUCCCUUUUUGUUAAUUUCAAUGCAAGAUAAAUAUUGCCUACAUGUCAGGCCUUGGUUGGAUGCCAAGUUCUGAGAAUUUUAGCUCUCGCUUUGCAAUGGCGGCCGAGAUAUUCAUUGGUCUUUGUUGAGCAGAUAGUAUGCAAAAUUCAGAGAGCGGUUAGAGAAAACUUUGGCCAUAUCUUUGCUAAUUUCGAGCGGAAAAAAUCUUCUUGGUUGAAACGUUGCCCUUUUCUGCAAAAAUAAGGCUGAUUCAUGCGUAAACUCGCAAAUGUGUCGAAUUUUCACCACUAAAAAUUUCGGUUGUGCCUGAAAAGUGUAAGCUGGGAACUCAAUCAUGUUAUAGAAGAAAUUAACCUACAGUUUUACGGAACUCUGACUUUUCAUUAUGCAAAUUACAUUUCUUGAUUUUUGAAAUGUCAUCAAAACUCCUUGCCCCACCUCAUUGAACCCUACAAUGUCGAUGAAUUUUAUUUUUAAUUCACCGGAAAGUCAUCUCUAUUUCUUUUUGAAAUACGACCCGAUUAUGACCGAGAACAGGAUGGCCUAGGUAUCAGAAAACAAUAAACUCAUAAAACAGAGGGAAAUCAUUCAAGCUGAAGGGCAGAGUUGGCUCCGUUGGACUAUGGGGAUGAUGUGGAGGAUAAAUUUAACUUCAAAAAAAGGUUAUCCACAUGACACCAUGUAAGAUUCGAAAAUUGAAAAGUUGAUUUUUGCUCUGGCAAGAUUAGUUUUUCAAAUGACAAAGUAGUAAAACAGAAGUGAUUUUUGAGGUCUUUGAGGAGCUGAUUCAUGGAUAAUAUCAGAAAAAAUCUUUUUUAGAAAGGGUAUGUUAACGAUUUUAAACAAAUUUUUAGUGGUAAAAAUAUAAAAAAGUUUUCAAAAAAGUUGAAAAUUGCCCUUGCAAUAUUUCCAAUCCGUAGGUAAUGGCGAGCCGAAUUGCAGUCUUCGACGAAAUUUAUGAGUUAUGGACAACCGAAUACAAAUCUAUUUUAUAUGGUAAAAACAUGUUUUCCGGCCCCCCUUUUCUCAUGGUGUAGAUUUCGAUGGCGGAGGGGGAGGUUGUAAAAACAAGUCGUUAUUUAUAUUUUCCCCGGCUCUAAGCCUAUCUGAAAAUAAUGAGAUGAGAAAAAAGAUCGUUCUGGUGAACUUUUGAUUGUAGUUUAUCAAGUGUAAUAAAAAAAAAAUUUCAUCUUUUAUAGAUAUUUUGGGAUUAAUUUUUCCUUUUUAGGGCUAUUUAGUGGCAAUUUUAAUAAUUUUAAAAGUUUUUAUGACAAUAUAUUGCAAUAAGACAUUUUUUUGAAUUGCACUAGAUCUGAUGUCUGAUAAAAAUUUGUUUUAUUCUGCAAAAUUUUUUUGAUGUUCCGACCUUUUUCGACAAUUCAAAGAUAACCGGGGAGUGUUAACAAUCCUCUUCUAAUGACAUUUUUAUAUUGCACUACAUAUAUUUGAUGGCUAGUGCAUGCACUUUAGUGCAAUAUGAAAAUGCCUUCAUUUUUCAAAUUCUUUUUCUGUUUUCAGACUUUUGAAGGCAAUUGGGCUUAAAAAUCGUAGUAUUCCAAGUCUGCAAUCCCCUUCCCAGAACCCCCACUUCUUCCGCAAGGAUCGCACUUUGUUACCUCUAUAGAGGCGACAUAAUAGAUCCACUUCCAUUUCCUCAUUUCCGUGAAUCCCCACACUGUUCAAGUCUAUACAUUUUCGCCAAAUUGUUGCCGGAUUUUGCGAAAAAUUAGCCCUAAAGCAAACACUUUUUGGAGUCUAAAAUAGUGUUGAUUACUCGCUUCCUACGUCCACUCUUUCUCCCCAUUCCUUAUCCAAAAAUUGGCACCACUUCCUACGGUGUUCCGUGAACCUCGGCGGUGCCAAUGCCAGCUUCAUUUGCAUUGUAAUUUUUUUAUUUUCGCUCGGUUCUUCAGAAGUGCGGCGUCAAACACUGUGGCCGAAGAAACAGUGGGAGCGCGUCAUCAUCGUUCGUUUCGUUCCCGGAAGACCUCGCUGGCGGCCCUGGCCCGCAGCCGCAGUUGUAAGCGAAUCGCCUCUGUGAACGCCCCGAGGUCAUAAAUUUGGGCGGAUCUGCUGUCAUAUGGUCAAAUUUUUGGGUGAUCCCGGGAUCAGUGGCAUUUUACUGGCUGUGAAUUAAGAUUUCACUGGAUAAUCUUGUGGUUUAAGGAUUGAAACUACUUUUUACCACUUCCAAAACAUUUUUACAUCACUACCGUAUACUAUAUUACUAUUCUACCAUUGUAAAGGUCACCGAAUUUUGCUAAAACUUUAUUUAUCACCGCUAAAACUGCUGUUAUUGCUCAAUCCAUUUUUACAAUUACAAAUUGAUCGCCUCCAACUUUACCUUCACCUUUAUGCAUGUUGAUGUAGCACCUUCUCCAAAAUAAUGGACAGCUCGUCCGCCAUUGUGCUGCCGGAGAAUCCGACCAAACCCUUGGCCCUUUUCUUGGCCAUUAUCCCGAUUCUCACCAUAUUUGGAAAUGUUUUGGUUCUGUUGGCGGUGUGCUUGGAUAAAUCGCUGCAGACGGUCACCAAUUUCCUCAUCGUGUCGUUGGCCGUCUCCGAUUUGUUGGUAAGUCUCUUUACAGGGGUUUAAAAAUCAUUUGAUGACUUUUAUUUGAAGAGGGGUUAGUCAAGAUCAAAGUUUGUUAGUUGAUUUGCUCGUUAGAGAUUCAAACUUUGGAUUCGGUUAUCUUUGAUACACAUAAAACAAGAUAAAAUUUUGUGACGGCACAUCUGUUGGAUUUCCUUCAAAUUCAGCACAUUUUUUCUUCAUAGUCUAUGCAUCAAACACUGAAAAUCUUUACUCCCAAUUUGCAUUUUUUGUUGAAAUUUUCAGCAAACUUUUUUGCGACUAAAUUUGGUAAUUGAGCAGCGGUGAGCACAAGUCCUUUAGAGCAAAUUCAGGAUGAUAUUUUAUUCUGUUUUAGCGCGAUUUUUGAAUCCUACAUUUUUUAGACCAGGAACUUUUCGAAAGUACAAAAAAUCCACAAAACAUGUAGUCAGCAAUCAACUCUUACACAUUUUCUGAAGAUAACUGACGAAUCAAAAGACUUCCUUUCGAAUGUAAAAGAAGUCAAGGAGUCUGAAUGCACGUCAAAUAAAUCUAUUUUUAGGUCGCCAUCUGUGUGAUGACAUUCUCCGUGUACUUCGAAGUAAGUCUAAUUACGCUUUGAAGGUUGUUUUGAUGAGCAUAUACGUACUUGGUUUCUCAUUGAUUUUUUGAUAAAUUUUUCACUAUUCAUUAAAGAUUAAUGCUCAUUAAUCUCUUCGCUGUAAAACUUCAAGUCUCAAAUCUUAAAUUUUCAGUGGAAUUCCUUUGUCUGGGACCUUGGGCCGGCCCUUUGCAAGCUCUACAUUGCCAUGGAUGUGGCCUGUUCAACAGCGUCCAUUCUGAAUUUGUUUGCGAUCUCGUUGGACCGUUACAUGGCUAUAACUCAUCCGGUGGCCUACGCUCAAUACGGUUCACAUGCCCACAGGGCAUUUCUGAGUAUCUUUUUUGUUUGGACGAUAUCGAUUAUUGUGGCAAUGCCGGUGUUUUUUGGGGCGAAUCAUUUGGAUGACGAGAAAGUAAGGGAAAUGUCGAAAAAUCUCAAAAAAGAAAUCUUGAGGAUAGUAUUUUUAAUAGCUUACAAAAAAUUAAAAAAUUCUUUUAUUGACUAUUACUCUCUUUACUAUCCAAAAACACCAUUUACAAUCCUUAUUUUAGAAAUGCGAGUUCACAAAUGCCUAUUUUAUCAUUGGCUCGUCGAUCCUUUCGUUCUUCCUUCCCUGUGCCGCAAUGAUUGUCCUGUAUUCGAUAAUUUUUUAUCGUCUACGACAACGAGAGCAGGCUAGGAUACUACGGAAAUCAGUCCCACCACGACAUGAGAGUGAUCAUAUCAGUACGGCAUUACUUAGCGGGGCCAACAUGGCUCGACAAGUUGGACAACAACUGAAGCGGCGGGCAGACCAGUGGCUGUAUGAGUACAGUUUUCCGGUAGGUUGUAAGAAAGGGCUAAAGGCAUCUAAAAAGUUAACAUUGAGACUAAAAUUUCUCAUUCAUAAUAGUCAUUUUGAAAAGGCGGAAAAAGCAAAAAUAAAUGACCAUUUUUUCAAAAAAGCUUGUUUUUUCACCUUGAUAUUGAGCGAUAUGUACCAAAAAUUGACUAGUUAGCUGCGAACACCUCUAUAGCGUACUUGCAAUAUUUAUUCUGCUAUAUCUUGAGCUCUAAAAUGUCUGUUUUUAGACCUCGUCCUACCCCUCUGUGAGCAGCUCUACGUGGGACAAUUUGAGUCAUUCUGAUAGUAAAUCCGACGACGAAGAAGAUGUCCCCAAAGAUGCAGAGUGUUCCGAUCCCAUUCCCAAGACGUUCUCUACUCCAGAAGUCAAUCUUCUUGGCUCAACUUCCACUAAAGAAUGCACAAACAGCCCAUCUAAAUCAAUCUCCGAUCAAACCUCAAGACGCAUCCCGUUCAUAGACAGUAUCUCCUCUCUAUCUACAGCGGAUCGCCGUCGAUUACUUGAUAAGCGAGUUCAGAUUCGCCGACCUACUUAUCAGAGUGCUACACUCGAUUGCAACGGAAAUCGGGCUUCUUUCGCCAUGGUGAAUCUGAAUACGGAGGGAGAGACCUCCGAGGACGAGGUCAAUGAAAUGACUCAACUCUCUCCGUUCACCAACAACAAUGAUCCCAAUUUUCGACCCGCCUUCGACACGAUUUCCCUGCCAGUCACGGCGCUGGAAAGGUCGACGCAUUCCCAGCAAUCAGCGGAGAAAUCGGCGCGGCAGAACUCCGAAGAUCCGCCGUCGCUUCUGAUGGCCGUUUUCGGCGGAAUGUGGCGUUCCGAGGCCGUGGAAAAGGCAUUUACGAUGCGCUUCCAGGAGAAGAACAAAAGGUCGGUUUGGGCGAUAUAUCAUGCAGAUAUAUCUGGGGCUGUGACAUUUCCAACGUUCCGAUAAAUAAGGCCAAAUGACGAGGGCAUUCGAACCCAUACAUCAGUUGGAAUGUGCCGUUAUUUAUGGAGACUUCGGUACGAGGGAGGCGUGCGAAAUUGAAAAUCAAACUUUUUGUACUAUGCGGAAGAGUUUGGAAGGGAUUUCACAGUGCAGAAUUUAUUUGAAAUUUUGAAAUUUUCCACUAUAAAAAAAAUAUAAUCGGCCACUGCACAGUGCAGAAUUUGAAAAUAAAAUUGCACAGUGCAAAAAUUUUAAAUAGGUAAAUUCUGCACUGUGCAAUGACAAAAUUUGACCGUUUUUACGACCACUGCUGAAAUUCAAAAAAUGCAAGUGGAAGGUGUAAAAAUAAAAAAUCAAACUUGCACUCGCGCUUCCAAGCCUCUUCCUGAACGGCACGAAACAAAAAAAACAAAAAAAAAUAAACAAUCUCGGUGCACCCGUCCCAACGACGACCCAUCAGUCAAAUCCAUCCAUUCCAUUUGCAAAUCUCUUCCAUUUUCAGUGACGUCAAGCCGUUGAAUCGUGUGGCCUUGAUGCGCAAACUUCUCGUGGGAAUUCGUUCAACGACGGCCAAGCCCUCGAGGCGCCUCGUCAAGAAGGCCUCCAAACAAUUAAAACGCGAACAGAAGGCAACGAUCACGCUGGCCGUCGUCCUAAGUACGUCAAAUUGUUGAUGACAACAUUCGGCUGACAUUUUUAGCCGUAAUUAUGAAUAUUUAUGAAGAAUGGGGAGUUAAAAGUGAAACGGGAUGGCUCUUGUUGAUGUUUACGGAGCUGCAGCGGGUUCGAGGAAUAGACCUUGACUUCACGGAAACAAUUUUACAAGAAAAUUGACUGAAGUGCGGAGGUCACAUUUUGAUGAAAAUUGAGAAAAUUUUAGAUUAGGCUUUUCUGACAUAUAUCUAUUCUAUUCGCGCUUUGCAGAAACAAUCGAGAUUUUAAAGUAAAUAACACUUCCACUGAGUUUACUCAUGGAAAGUUUCAGCCUUAUUUUUACACGACAUGGCAAUCUUUCCACAAAAAAAUCAAUUUUUUCCAUGCGUAGUUAACAGUCAUAUUGCAAAAAAAAACGGUUUCUUUCCGCAUUCUGCCCAUUUUGUCGUCAAAAAAAGCCCUUUGAAUAUCUCGGUUCCCACUACAAAGCGCGAUCCAAAAUUUUCAUAAUUUGUCAUCAUCAGCCCUAACAUGUGUGCCAAAUUUUAAGAAAAUCUGAGCGUCGCACUUUCAACACUCCCUUUAUUAAUCUACGUGCUUUGAGAAAGUGCAAUCUGAAAAAAGUCUGGCAGUCUGAAUAGCAGAAGAUUAUGAUUUUAUAUAAUGCAUUUUCUAAAGGUUUAUCAACUGGCUAAUGUUAGAUCUUUGACCAAACAUCCUGUUUUGAAGCUGCAAAUGACUGCAAAAUAAUAUUAACCCUGUCAUUUUCAGUUGUUUUCCUCGGCUGUUGGGUGCCCUUCUUCUCGUUUCAUUUGAGCAACGCCUUAUGUAUAUUGAUAUAUCAGCAACAUUGCGUUCACUUCAUGGUCUCAUUUCUCACCACGUGGCUGGGAUAGUAAGUAAACCCAUUUUCUCGCAGUCUCUUUAUCUUUUUUUCGAUCUCAUUUUGAUCCUUGAAAGCUUUUUUUUAUCACGUACUAAUCCCCCAAAUUUUCAGCCUGAACUCCUCGCUGAACCCGCUGAUCUACACCGUGUUCGACCAUCGGUUUCGGCGCGCCUUCAAGAAGGUUCUCGGUUGCUAA